Messenger RNA from Helobdella robusta, 840 nucleotides. RefSeq lists its product as hypothetical. The annotation marks the transcript as partial. The record is from RefSeq and is a predicted model, not a curated record. The transcript has 6 exons. Lineage: Eukaryota; Metazoa; Annelida; Clitellata; Rhynchobdellida; Glossiphoniidae.
AUACCUCUGAUGCUAUUAUUACAAAGCGCCAUCUGCUUCCUGAUUGGUCAGCUCUGGAAGGCUGUGUCCAGUCAAAGUGGACUUCACCUCAUUAACAUAAUUGACGCCGCCCAAGCCGUUCAAAAUGCCCUCUACCCUGAAAGACGAGAAAAAACAUUGAAAUAUAUAUCUCGUCAUAUUACAAGAUUCCUAACGUACCAAACCAGUUAUAGAGGUGGCUGGUGUCGCGGCCUCAAGGCGUUUCUGGCCGUUAGGCUGCACUUGAAGUUUGGACAAAGAUUUGGAAACUAUCUGUCAGUCUUCUACAUAUUCCUAAAAAUCAUGAAUAUCGCAAACGUGUUUCUACAAUUCUUCUUGAUUGGCAAGUACCUGGGAGGGGCUUACCACUACCUCGGGUUUUUCACCAUUCCAAAAUUCAUCCACCUCACAAACCGCCUCUUCCCAAAGGUCACAUUUUGUGAUUUUCGGAUUCGCCGGAUCACCAGCUCCCAUCUGCACACGGUUCAGUGUGUACUCAGUGCCAACUUCAUCAACGAGAAGGUCUUUAUCAUCCUCUGGUUCUGGUUGGUGUUGCUCCAGUCUUUGAACGUGUACAGCUUCGUCGUUUGGUUCAGCAGACUCUGCGUCAAAAAAUUCCGUCGAGAUUACGUGAUUAGGCAGAUGUUGAUGAUUCGGAAUCGAGGGUUCGGAGUGGGAUUGGGAUUUCAGGAAGACUACGAACAACUACUUCAAUCGUUCGCCGACAAUUUCUUACGACAAGAUGGGAUAUUCGUCUUGAAAAUGCUUGCGAAAAAUUCGACUCGACUCGUCGAAUCUGACAUCAUAGCUUUACUGUGGGAA